CGGGACCAGCACAGCGAGAGCUGGGCUGCAGGUGAGGAGUCAGCAAUGCUGCCAUGAGGUUCCUGCGAACGGCGCAGCAGAGCUACAGCUGCAGAGCUAAAAUGGAAUAAAUGUCAGCCCCCAGGGAGAAAGCGAUCCUUUCGGCCAUCAUGUGGGAAAGGAGACGGUGAAAGGACAGAACACGGGGCAGGUUUCAGACCUGAGAAAGCGGAGUGAGCUGAUCGCGGUACCCUGAGAUUGCAGCCGGUGGGCAGAGCCAGGCAGUAACCUCCCUGCAGCCAGCAAGUCUGCGCUGAGAGGCUGCCAGAAACGCACACUCAGCGUCACACGCAGCACCUACCGAUACUGGUAGAGACAAGGCGGGGAUUCGAGCUGCCGCUCUACUGAUCCCGUACCAGGUCUGACUCAGGACAAAGGAGCAAAAGCCUGAAAGGACGUUUUGGGGGGGGCUUUAAGUGCAUUGUCUGCUGGACCGGAAAGAUGAUGGAGAGCACGGGAGGGCCGUAUCUGAACAUCGCUGCUGUGACAUCCCCUGUGGGAAUAGCUCGUUUGCUGCAGAUGACGUUUGGAUGCACCACGUUCAGCCUGGUAGCCCACCGGGGGGGAUUCAGCGCAGCAUACGGCACUUUCUGCAUGUUUGUCUGGACCUUCUGUUUCGCCAUCACUGUCUUCAUCAUCACCUGCGAAUUUACACAUCUGCACAGCUGCCUGAGCAUUUCCUGGGGGAACUUCACUGCCGCUUUUGCCAUGCUCGCCACGCUCAUGUCCGUCACGGCCGCGGUGAUCUACCCGCUCUACUUCGUCCAGCUUGGCUGUUACCCCAUCGGCUGUGAGGUGAGAGACUUUCGCAUCGCAGCCAGUGUCUUCGCAGGCCUCCUGUUCAUUGCGUACGCCGCCGAGGUGUUCUUAACCAGGGCAAAACCCGGACAAGUCACCAGCUACAUGGCCACCGUCUCCGGGCUCCUGAAAAUCGUGCAGGCCUUCGUGGCCUGCAUCAUCUUCGGGGCGCUGGUGAACGACAGCCAGCAUGACAAAUACGUGGCGACGCAGUGGUGUGUGGCCGUCUACAGCUUUUGCUUUGUGGUGACAGUGGUGGUGGUGGCCUUCAGCGUCACAGGUAAGACCGCCUUGCUGUGGUUCCCCUUCGAGCGUUCUGUGGUCGUCUACACCUUCGGGGCCGUGCUGCUGUACAUGAGCGCAGCGGUCAUCUGGCCGGUGUUCUGCUUCGACAGCAAGUACGGCUCCCCGCGGCGCCCCGACCUCUGCGCCAAGGGCAGGUGCCCCUGGGACAGCCAGCUGGUGAUUGCCAUCUUCACCUACGUGAACCUGCUGCUCUACAUUGUGGACCUGGCGUACUCCCAGCGCAUCCGCUUUGUCUCGCACCUCUGAAAUGUGGGUCUGCUGCUGCAAAGCCGUCCCAGCGCCGUAAGCAACAGCAGUCGGGGACGCAGCAGGAGACGGGAUGCAGGGAAGGGAGGUGCUGAUCAGGCAUGCGCGCAAGAACCAUCAACCAAACUUCAAGGUCAAGACUGACUGGACCAGCAAAUUAACCACCUGUAGUGGGUGGGCUGCAGCUGAUGCUGGGAAAAGCCCACCUCCCCCAUCGUUCAACAUCUGCCUCAGCCGCCUGGUGCCAGAGCGAAGAAACGACACAGCUCAAAGUAUGCAAAAUGGCCUUUCAUCUCCAGGCGGCAGAAAUGCUUGCUGCAACAGCGGGUCUGCAGGCUACUGGAUUACUGAGCCAAAUAUUAGGAAAGACACCAAGGAUUUUGAAACUGUUACCAACGCUUAACCAUAAUCAAGUGACUACCCAGGAAGUGGGAAAGUUAAAAGCUGCAUCAAGGAACACCAGUUCUGGAGAUGAAAAACAAUCCCUUAGAGUUUGGGUUAGUUUGGGCUGUGUGGUGAGACAUGAAAUGCUUGCAAGUGUGGGAAAUUCCAGUCGGGAUGUUUCUGAGAAGAACAUCAUAGCUGUAAUAGUAUUUUGAAGAUUACCAGUCCUUUCCCUUCCUCUCCUCUCCUUCGCUGUUUAGCAUAGAAAAAGAAUAUCCUCAAGCAUGCACCUUGGAGAGGGGAAGCAUGGGAUAUUCCUAUUUAGCAAACACUGAGUCAUUACAGAAAUGAAAAUUUGCAAAAUCGGGGCUCUACUGCCAAGAAACAGGGUGCAGAACAGGGCUGAAAUGCAAAAUAACCCUGUGUAACUCGACAUCCUCGCUCGAGCAGGACCAGAAGGUACCUUGGCACGUGCUUUGUCUCGGUUCAUAUGCCACCGUUUCUUUAUACUGAUGUCAAUAAUUUUUUUUUUUUUUUCCUGGAAGCUUAAAGAUAAAUUCUGGGGGGAGGGGGGAAAGGGAUGCAGAGAUGAUUUGAUCUCACAGCGCUGCAUAAAAGACCAAACCUGGGGGGGGCACGGACGGGACAGGACACGACAAAACUUGCUUACAGCGGUAACAAAUUGGGAGCGCUGCCUCGGACCAGAUCAGGCGCUAGGAUUCCCGAGCUCUUUGAGUCACCAACGAGCUGCAUUUCUCUGACCCAUCCCUGACAAAACACCCACUUUGAAGUCCCACAUUGCAUAGCUCAGAUUUCAAGCUUAAUAGGAAGAAAUGUUCUUCAUUUCUGAUCCAGCGAGAAACCAAAGCAGUCCGAGUACUUGUGCAGAAAGCAUGCAGACUAGAUAGGUUUGAUUGAAAUCUAAAGUAGCUGACUGUCAGAAGCAAGAUUUAUUUUUUAACCAAAUUAAAAUAAAGCUGAAUGGCAGACUUACAUACUACA
Messenger RNA from Aptenodytes forsteri (emperor penguin), 2775 nucleotides. RefSeq names its product myeloid associated differentiation marker like 2 (gene MYADML2). Bases 481 to 1389 code for a protein of 302 amino acids. The record is from RefSeq and is a predicted model, not a curated record. Gene Ontology annotation, cellular component: membrane. The transcript is spliced from 2 exons. Lineage: Eukaryota; Metazoa; Chordata; Aves; Sphenisciformes; Spheniscidae.